This is a messenger RNA of Bufo bufo (common toad), 2223 nucleotides long. RefSeq names its product TLR adaptor interacting with endolysosomal SLC15A4 (gene TASL). Gene Ontology annotation, biological process: regulation of toll-like receptor signaling pathway. The record is from RefSeq and is a predicted model, not a curated record. NCBI's taxonomy places the organism in Eukaryota, Metazoa, Chordata, Amphibia, Anura, Bufonidae. The transcript is spliced from 2 exons. The coding region runs from base 104 to 961 and encodes 285 amino acids.
UCCAACAGACAGGCAGUUGUCUGAUGUAACAGCAAGUUGUGCAUUUUUACGUUCGCUGCUGUUGGCAUUAUAUUCAGGAAUUCCUAAACUACAAUAUAAAGAGAUGCUUUCAGAGGGAUACUUGUGCAAAAUCCAGGCUUCCUAUGACAAUGACUGCAGGUUGCAUCACAACCAGAGGACUAAAGAACCAAAAGAAGUGGCUGGUGUAUGCACUCUCAAUUAUUUAUCUGCCCGUGAGACCCGGAGCAAAAGGAUUUUCAGGAAAUUUGGUUCAUUUGAAAAGCACAACACUCAACAAGAGGGAGACCACAAGGAAAUGGUGGAAGGCUUGAUAUAUGAAUGUGAAAAAUCACCUUUAGCAAGCAUAAGUGGAAACUCAAGCUCAAGCAAAGAUGCCUUUUUGGUCCCAUCCUCUUGCAAACAUAUCUGUAGAGACUAUAAUGACUUGCAUAUAGCCGGAGACCAAGUGAGGGCUAUCAACUCAGUCAUGAGGGAUUUCACUUCUGAUAGCAGCUUUGAAUUUUGUGAGGGACCUUUCUUGCAAUCGUAUGAAAUUCCUUCUAAUAUGGAUUCAUUAGGUGUCCAAACAAAUAAUAUCAGCAAAAAAGGCAGUAAACGGUAUUCCUGGAAAGUAUGCAGUGAAAAAGAGAAAAGCAUCGUUAACCCUGAGCAACCAAUGUCUAAUUCAGUUCUCAAUGAGUAUUUGGAAAGAAAGAUUAUUGAGCUCUAUAAGCAGUACAUGAUGGAUAUAAGCUGCAGUGCAUCCACAAACCACAUCAUGACCUCAGAAGUCAUCAUGAACAACAUCCAGCAGAUAAGCAUGCAGUUGUCACGAGAACAAAACAUGGAAAGACACAAGGCCAAAGACAUGGUCAUCAGUUUCUUGCUGAGGCUUGCAAGUGAAAAACAGUCUAAUGUUAUCAGCACUCCGGAUCUUCAGAUCUCAUCUAACCUUGCUUAAGAAGACAAAUACAUAUAGUAAGAAAAAUGUAAGAUGUUCUCAGCCAUUAUAUAAACCAGGACCCAACCGUUCAGUACAAGGACAAACUGCAGUACACCAGCAGUGCUCACACUGUGCUGAUCGGCUGAAGUUGCAAAAGUCCGACCCCCUCAUCAAACAUUUAUGGCCUACCUGAAGGAUAGGCCAGCAAUAUUACAGUCCAUGAUAGCUGCUUUACAAGGGUUCGAGAUACCAUUAUCAGAUUGGCUGGGGUCCCACAGCCCCCUACCCCACCCAAUCAGCUGGCUCCAGAAAUAACCCGAUGCGGCCUCUACACAACGGACAGAGCUGCGCUGUCCCCUAUGUUUAUUUCCAGCACCACCGGUAGUUGAUCCGUAGUGUGCUGGGCUUCAGACACCACCAAUUUUAUAUUCCUCAAUAUCUAGAACCCAGACAACCCUUUUAAAAAGUUGCUUGAUUUAGAAUUAGUAUGAAUCCUAGGUAUAUUAUCAUUAUGUUUGGCUUAACACAUUUGGCUCCAUUUUUUUUUUAACUACAAUGGCCAGAUUUAAAAUGCUAAAAAACAGAAACCUUCAGAAGAAUUCCACUUAUAAAAGGAAAGUAAAGGUACCCAUACAUAUUAGUCUAAAGUCGAUCAAAAUGGACAAUUUCAACCAAAAAGAUUGUUAGUCUGUUGAAAUUUAACAACGUAUAAGCAUUUUAACUGACAGACCAUUAUCGUCUGAAAAGAAGCUGUCUGUGUUUAAUAUUUUCAUCUGAUUUCGAAAGAUGUUUCGUUCAAUGAAGUAUCAUUCUUGGAUAAAAGAGCUAUCUCUGAUAGAACGUACCUAGAAAGACCUUUUGUCCAUCGCCCAGUUUCAUUGAACAUGUAUUGGCAGUUUGAUCAAUUGUAACAGUCAAUAUGGACUAAAACGUGUAUGGUUGUGUCUGCGAAACGAACAUCCACCAGAUGAUUGUUUGUUCAAGUGAUGUUCAACCAUCAAGCAACUUUUAUCUAGUGUGUAUGGCCAGCUAAGGAGCAGAAAUGUCUGAAACAAAUCUGCCGCGUGUCAACAUACCUUUACAGAGAGAUUUUUCUGUUUUGUUGCAUUGGCAUUUUUUAGAAAUGUGUAAAUAAAUGUAAUAAACAUGUUCAAAGAUGUCUGAAAUAUUAAAAUAUCAGGUUAUUUAUCCUGAAAGGUGAAUGUCAUAAAGGAAAUCAAUGAAAAUCCCAAUGCUAGAAUUGCCAUUUUUGGUCACUUUGCUUCCCCAAAAAAUGAAAU